ACGAUGUUGUUGGUGUGUGAAACAAACCCGACCAAACCACCAUCCAACAUAACGUGGAUGAAGGACGACGACAUUAUAACAACUGGCGCCUCUUCAUCAACUCGUGAAGACGGAGGACUUACUGUUACUGUAGGUCGUCUUACAAUGGAAGUCACAAGAGAGUUCCAUAUGAAGAGAAUUUAUUGUGUUGGAUCCUACGAAGAAACCAUCCUGAGAACGAACACGAUUCUGCUUCACGUUGAUGUACCUCUGGUGGACAUAAGUAUUAUCAACUCAACGAACCUCCCCAUGGCUAUGACGGAGAAUGAAGACGUCACGCUUGUGUGUGAGACCAAUCCAACAAGACCGCUGUCCACCAUCAUCUGGACGAGAGGAAAUCAGACACUUACAGAGGAUGUGACAUCAACAUCACGUGCUAGCGAUGGUGCGGUUGUCGCCGUCAGUAUGGCGACAUUCACCGUCUCUUGUGAUGAUCAUCUCUCCCGGAUCCAGUGUUCUGGCUUCUACAAAAGUACUCGGAUAGCAUCUAAAUCUCAGACCCUGUUUGUUCACUGUAUUGAAAAAGAAGAUAUAUCAGGGCCAACGUUCAGUGCUGGUGUUGGCGUUGGGAUGACAAUAUGCCUGGUUCCCCUUCUUGUAGCAGCUGCAGUGUACAUCUUAUGGUGGAAAAGACGCAACACAAUGAAGGAUAAGACAGAGCCACCUGAAUCGACAGAUAGUGCAGCUCCACGCCAGUCAGAUGACGGACACAACACAAAUAUGUACGAGAGCAUGGACCACAGCGCAAGAGAAAGAAAAGACACGGCCUAUGAGGAGUUACAUAUGCAGGUGUAUGAAAACACUGUUUUUCAGCCGACAGGUUCUCUUGACCAUGUAAUUAGAGAAGAUGUCUGAUAACUUCUGUUGCUUUAUAUAUCAUAUGUACGAUUCUUGUGUCCUCUGCGAUACUGAUACCGUAUCGAAGAGUUCACUUCCAAGUGAAAAAUAGCAUUAUUGUCUGCUUUCAUUGCAUGUGACUGUAGGUCAAAUAAGCUCAAGCUUUGGUUUUCUUGUCUUCUAGUCUAGACUGCGGACUUUGUGUACCCCUCUGAUAAGUGUUACUUGGCACGGCUCCCACCUAAUUAGGUGCCAGACUCUGAGGGUGUGGGUUCGAAUCCCGGAUGGGACUCAACCCCCCAAAAGUACUAGAAUCUGUACUUUAGUAAGAAAGUGUAAUCCCAAAUAUAACAUAAUUAUGUUACAAGGCAAGGAAACUUCAACUUUGAAUUCCUGAUCCUAGCCAUUAUGAUGGUACAUGUGGUGUAUACAUUCAGAUUUAUCAACGCCUCUUCUAAACCUACAAAGCUUAUCAAGAUUCGUCGUUCUGGCAUGCAUUCAUCCCCAUAGUCUGCUGUCACGUAUGGAAUCCUAGAAGGGACACUGUUGUACACAGCCCUCACAAAAACAAGCCAAAGUGACAAACUUAACCAAAGUGCGACAAUGCGAAAUUUUUGCCUUUUGUCGCUAUGUCGCAUUGUCGUGCUUUGAUUAAUAUUUUUUUAUUCAUCCAAAAGGCGACAAUGCGACAUAGCGACAAUUUUCAAGGUGAAAAUGUGUCGCCUCAUAGCUGCCCCAUCUAAGAGGUGUAGAAAAACCUUAAAGUAGGCGACAACGCGACAAUGUCCCUUCUAGGGUUCCAUAAUUACUGGAUUUCCCAUCAGGACCAGGAAGAUAAAACUUUGUAUGCGAUACCAACUAUGGCGUAUAGCAUUGAUCUUUAUCAUAAUGUAUUGUUUCCAUUUUCAAUCAGAUUUGACAUUUCAUAGUUUUACGCCACAUUCGACAAGGCCUUAAAGCUGAAACGGUUGUUUGUUAAAUGUUAAACCUCAGGAUCUGUUUGGAUCAGAUUAUUCUGUGACUUACAUUGCAUGCAACACCCCCGGGGUGAACGGAUGUUAAGACCAACGUAUGUGACACAAGGUAUAUAUUCUGACCGUGUUGUCCCUGGGUAUUUUCAUUAUGUAUUAUAAUGAGAUGAAAUUGGUAGUUUGAUAGAUUGUUACGUUUCUGCGUUUAUCGCUAUACAGACAGACAGGUAGACAGACAGUGUUUAUUCUGUAAAGAGGCCUUCAGCCCAUCAUACAGGCAAAUGAAAUAAUGAUUGUAUUUAAUGAGAGUACGCAGUUUGACUUUGCAGCUCUCCAUCCUGGAAUUAAUCAAUUUCUGUACAUGAUAGAGGUAUUAGCCAACGUUUUAUAUAACACCAUCAUUUUUUGUUUUGCAAAAGAUUUACAAUUGGAUUUUAGGUAUAUGGUUCUUUAGUAAACGUUGUUAUGUAUUUAGUUCUAGUUACGAUUACCAAAUAAUUAUUUCAUGUGACCUUUGAAUCUGACACAGCUUCAUUCCCCUUUUGAUUGUCUGGUUUACCUGGUUUAGCUGUCCAUUGUGUCAUAGCAAUGUACAUAAUUUGAGUCCUAGUAUCUAGUUAUGUGUAUGUAAUUAGUUUUGAACAUGUUUGGAGAUUUAUGGCAACUACAUUGUGGCUAUUUUUCCUGUUUACAGAAAUCAUACUUGUGGAUCUGAAUGUUGUUCACGAGGUAUUGUUAAACCAGUUUCAAUUCUAGCUCGACAACGCAUGUGACUGUAGGUAGAAAUGAGGUUGUGGUUGAGUGGAUGUGCCCAGUAAUAGUGGUAGGUUUUCAUGCAAACUCGUUUGUGAUGUUCGUGUAAUACAUGCCUGACGAACACAACAUAAGCGAUAGGUGAAACUUCAGGUGUCCAAAAGCAUGCAAACAGUGAGUAACAUCAUUGUGCUCAAGGUGCACAAAAUCCAAAAUCUAAACUAACGACACCCCCACCCCCACUCCUAAUUUUUAAGCAUAUUUUUUUUAAAAUACAUAUAUGUACAAAUUGCUGACCUCUCUAGUACAAGCGUACAAAAAUGAUGACCCCCUACCUCCCCAGAACAAAAUGGGUGACAACCCCACACACACACACACACACACGUAAAUUCAUCAUCACCCCCAAGUCACAAAUUACGAACAUUUUAUUUAUAAUUUUUUAAGUAACCUUAAUUUUAUGCAAUUUUUGUUGUUGUGCACAGGUGUUAUAGUCAGUGCUCUACUACAGUGUGAAAAUGACUGUGAGUUUUGGUCAUAAGAUCACGCAAGCGUAUCCAUUUCAGUAUAUGGACUUUUCAUACCCUCAUUUCCUGAUGAAUUCCUUUCUGUCUCAGUUUCAGCUCUAUGGAACAGUGUCUUGCACAUUUCAUAUACUAGAAUAAAUUACAAGGUUCGUCUUGCAUAUGUGUUUUCGUCAGUAUGGCGACAUUCACGGCCUCUUGUGAUGAUCAUCUCUCCCGGAUCCAGUGUUCUGGCUUCUACAAAAGUACUCGGAUAGCAUCUAAAUCUCAGACCCUGUUCUGUAUCGCAAACAUCUGUAUCGGGUGAUUGAGACCUUGUUGCAUGUUUGGAAGAACAUGUUACAGUCUAAUGCCAAUUUCUGUUUUGGAGCUAGAAGUUGAAAUUCGUGCCAUGUGUGAAGGUGAUAAAUUGUGUCUGGGCAAUCAGGAUAACACUUUACUUUUACAUAGGUUUACGUCAUGCAAUUUUAGAGAGGCGAUUAGAACAACACGAAUCAAUCUUACUGGGACUGCCAAUUUUCCUAGCUUCAUCUCCCUUUAAUCUUUUGGAAACCAUGAUGUACAAUAUUUAUCCUUUAUGCGCCCAUUGGACAUUCCGCGACGAAAGGAGCCCAACUCCCCAUGAUAGCUUCAGGUACUGACAUCCAUGUACAUGAAUAUCAGUUUAAUUAUGUUAUAUAUGUCAAACUGCAUGUUGUUAUCAAUAUUGUCAAGGUGUUCGAGAGACAUAUACCAAGGUGUUUUCCGUUUACCCACUAACCCAUUAUAUACGCGGGGCGGGGCGGUGGGGUAGCCUAGUGGUUAAAGCGUUCGCUCGUCACGCCGAAGACCCGGGUUCGAUUCCCCACGUGGGUACAAUGUGUUAAGCCCAUUUCUGGUGACCCCCGCCGUGAUAUUGCUGGAAUAUUGCUAAAAGCGGCGUUAAUCUAAACUCAUUCACUCACUCACUCAUUAUAUACGCAAGGUGGUCAACACUGACCAUUACCACAUUUGUUAUGAAUUACACGUAAAUGCCACAUUAUUAUCUUGUUAGGCGCUAAACGGGGUACGCAUUUGUCGUAAACAAGAUGGUUGGAGUGACUCAGUAGACUUUUUAUGCCAUGCUGCAUACUGUUCUCUUUACACUUAUUGACAGUAAAUAUCGAGGAAUGGUAGAUCAUUGUAUGUAUUUUUCUAGAAUGACGUAAUUAUCUCGUCAUGGCACAUUGAUAUACUAUACAUUGUCCUACUUGUAGGACCUACAUUCUGUGCUGGUAUUGGAAAAGACACCAAACAAUGUAGUUUAUCUCACAGUACCUAAACAUCAUAGUUGUCCCUUACUGCCUAGCCCUCUCUGCAAUGCUAAAGCACUAAAUGAAGUCAAGAUUCCCUCAGGUUGAUCUCACUUGGGCUCCUUUUCAAUUUAAAGGGGUGUGCAUGUAUUUGUUACUUAUAUAUACUUAUAGAAACGAAUAAGGGAACACAUGAAAUAUUUUGUGAGUACAUAUUCAGAGACUAAGCGUUAGUCUUCAAACAACGAUGCAUGGGAACAAUUUAUUGUUUUAUAAUUACGAGCAUAAAACAUAAUUUGAAAUUUACGAGAUGAAUUAGACUGAUUUGUGUAUGGAAGUAUUAGCUUAACAAUGAUGAAUGUGUUUGCUACACAAACAAGGUAUGCAGGGCUGCGUCCCUUGAGAGUGCCAGUACUUGAUGCGUGUGGGUUCGAAUCCCAUCUCGUUCUCAUAAAACUUCUUAGUUGCCCUAUCCGUGCUUUUGGGUUUAACUAAUCGAAUUUCUAUACAAUACUGCAAACUCAAAGUUAAGGACUUAUCCAGAGACUCAAGCAGGAUCAUUAGAUAUAGAACAACAGAAAACAUUUAAAUUAAGACACAGUUUUAUUUACAAUUUGACAAACUAUAGUAAUUCUAUGGAACAUGUGCAGGACUAGUUCCCAUACAUUAUUACUUCCCGUAUAUCUGUUUUACAUUUCACAGAUUAUGAUCACUGGCAUCGGUUCGAAACCUUGUGCAUUUAAUUGUGUACAUAUUCGUUUUUAGCUGUGUAAGUAAAGCUGAUUAUAUAAUAAUAAAAGAGUUUUCUUUGCGA
Messenger RNA from Haliotis rubra (blacklip abalone), 5206 nucleotides. RefSeq lists its product as uncharacterized. The transcript has 6 exons. The coding region runs from base 4 to 894 and encodes 296 amino acids. The record is from RefSeq and is a predicted model, not a curated record. NCBI's taxonomy places the organism in Eukaryota, Metazoa, Mollusca, Gastropoda, Lepetellida, Haliotidae.